AUGAAAACUAUUCCGAACUACGAAAGGCCCUUGUAUGAGAAACUUCAGCAAAUUAGUCAGUCUUUAUCGUCACUCAAAAACAACCGUAACAAAUAUAUAUCAUCCAAGCAAGUGUACACUAUCUAUGAUGAGUUUUUGGCCACUUUGCACGAGCUUUCGUUAACCAGAAAAGACGAAGAAUUGAAGGGGAUUACGUUGAACUUGCCCACAGGCCUGGACUUGUUGACUGAUGACAUCUGGUCGAUGCUCUCACUUUGCUUUGUCACAUGUGGGUUGACUAAAUUUGCUCCUGCGACUUACCUGUCGUUGGCAAUUGUCUACAAGCUAUUGGGCCAUUUGAAGUCCUGUCAGGUGUACACAAUGGACGAUUUAGAGCCCAUCAGGAAGAGAUUAGAGGAAAUCAAGAAGAUUAUCUUGCAAUCUGAAGAACUGCAGAAAGAAGAAGCGGAGGAAGAAUUGAAGCAAGGGUUGGAGAACCAUAAAACAGAAGAAAGCUUAUUGCUUAGAAACAAAUGGAAUAAAUGUUUCGAAUUGUUGAAUGAAUUAGAGAGUAACUUCAAGGAAAUCCCUACUGACUUGGAACCUAUUUAUUCAAACUUAGUGCUCAUUAGAAAAAGGCUCUUGAACUUCCUUACCAAUGCAUCCACAUCGUCAUCCGCUUCGACAUCUACUUCAUCCUCAUCACAUCCAUUAUCUACCACCACCUCUCAAAUAUCGAACAACUUGGUGCCAGCUCCUCAAUCUGAUUCCUUGACACCUUCUCAAUUGAAAGAGAAAAUCAUUGAGUUGAAGAAGAAGUUGAAGGAAAUUGAAUUGUUGAGAGAUUCAGAUGGGUUCUUCCCUAGUUCUGCCCCACAGGAACAGCAAGAUAAAUCCAGCGUGCUCCUCAAUGGGUUAUUGGACGAUUGUAAUAAUUUCUUGAACGACAUAUCUAUACAACAGGAUACACCAGAUAUUUCCAAUUUAUUCAAGAAUUUAAGUAUCAAAGACGGUGAUGAUGGCUACAAGGAAGGGUCCACUGCUCUGGACAGUGUGAUUCUUAAAGAUUUCCAACAAUUAUACUCUAAGCUAUUCGAUAUUAAACAGAAGUUAGAGAAUCUCAUGAUCACUAGGAGAUGGACAAUGAGGGAAACAGACUUAUAUGCGUACUCCAAAAACUUGAAAGAAAUUGAAGAGGAGAGAUUAUCGAAAGUUAACGAAUUCCAUGAGGAUCAGAUUUCAUCGUCAAAUAUCGACCAAUUUAAAAAAUUGCACAUGAUUAUAUUGUAUCUAUUAAGAAGGUGCUAUUCAUUAAUUUAUAAAUUAUUGGAAAGUUCGCAGCCAGUCAGCGAAUCCCUACAACCCAUACAUAACCAGUUAUCCACAGUUCGUAGGUGCUUAUUGGAUAUUAAGAGAAUAGAUGGAUUAAGCAAGUUGAAGGAGUUGUAUCCAUACCAAUUUAAAUUGGCAUCCUUAGAUAAUUUAAGGCAAGAUGGGAAGUUUUAUGUCAACGGGAGUAUACCAGAGGGCCAGGGGCUAUUAAAUGCGUUAUUGGCGGAAUGUUUUGAUAUUUUACACGAAUUGAAAAUAGAAUUAGAGGAGAAGGAGGAAGAAGAUGACGACGACGAAGGAAGAGACGAUGAUGCCGCCAAUGAUAUAACGGACGAGGAGGAUAUCCAAACAGAUGAUGAAGUGGAGUUGAAGAGGAAUAGAUACGUUGGCUUUAACGAAGCAGACUAUGAUCAAGAUAGCGACGACUCAGUUGCACUGGAUUUAUCAGAUUAUGAAUAUGAGGGAAAUGAUUAUUAUUGA
Molecule: messenger RNA, 1791 nt
Organism: Dujonia railenensis
Lineage: Eukaryota; Fungi; Ascomycota; Pichiomycetes; Serinales; Debaryomycetaceae
Source: the annotation of a GenBank genome assembly